Molecule: messenger RNA, 7278 nt
Organism: Homo sapiens (human)
Lineage: Eukaryota; Metazoa; Chordata; Mammalia; Primates; Hominidae
Gene: SH3KBP1
Product: SH3 domain containing kinase binding protein 1
Exons: 13
Coding region: 3504-4838 (444 amino acids)
Cellular component (GO): endocytic vesicle; glutamatergic synapse; cytoplasm
Molecular function (GO): ubiquitin protein ligase binding
Source: RefSeq, a predicted model, not a curated record
GAUUACAGGCAUGAGCCACCGCACCCAGCCUCUUCCAGACUUUUUUUUGAGCCUGAAUAUGCAUGCAGUACACACAUCACUCUUCAUUAAAUGAUGAAGUUAUAUCAAAUGUUGCCUGUUUUUAAAAACUUAAUGUACUAUGGGACCCCUUCUUCUGUCAGAUAGCCUCAUGAUAUCCCUAGGGUCUCUGUCCGUUGUAGAGAUGCAGCACCAUUUGUUGAAACAAUCUCCCAAGGAUAACUAUUUAAGUUGCUCCCCCAUUUUUAACAUUACAAACAACAUUCUUGUAAAUCCAUCGUUGUUUCUUCCCUGAUUAUUUCCUUAGGCUGAAUUUUUAAAAGAGGAAUUUCUAGGUUAAAGGUCGACUUAAUUCUGGCUAGUUUUGUUUUUAAUGAAAAUAAUUCAAGUAUACGGUAAAAAAAAAAAAAAAAAAAAAAAAAAAUCCCAACAGAACAAAAGUAAGACUUUCUGAAUCCUAUACACUUAACUUUACUUCCUGGUGGAAAUCACCAUAAAAGUUAUAUGCACUCUUGCAGAUAUGUGGAAUUGGUUUUUUAUUGUUGUAAAAUAUAUUUAACAUCAUAAAUUUUACUGCCUUUGCCAUUUUAUGCUUUGCUUUGUUUUUUGAGACAGAGUCUCACUCUGUCACCCAGGCUGGAGUGCAGUGGUGUGAUCACAGCUCACUGCAGUCUUGACCUCCUGGGCUCAAGUGAUCCUCCUGCCUCAGCCUCCCAAGUAGCUGGGAGUGCAGACAUGAGCCACCAUGCCUAGCUGACUUUUUUUAUUCCUUUUGUAGAGACAGGGUCUUACUAUGUUGCCCCCAGACAGGUUUUGAACUCCUAGCCUCAAAGAAUUCUCUCACCUCAGCCUUCCAAAGUGCUGGGAUUACAGGCAUGAGCCACUGUGCCUAGCCACCUUAACCAUUUUUAAGUGUGUAGUUCAGUGAUAUUAAGUACAUUCAUAUAUUUGUGCAACCGUCAUCACUAUCCAUCUCCAGAACUUUUUCAUCUUGCAAAAAUGAAACUCCAUACCCAUUAAACAAUAACCUCCCAUGCCUCCUACCCCUGACCCCGGCAGCUACUGUUCUACUUUCUGUCUCUAUGAAUUUGACUAGGUACUUCACAUAUGUGGAUUCGUGGGGAUAUUUAUUGUCCUCUUAUGACUGACUUAUUUCACUUACCAUGAUGUCUUCAAAGUUCCUUCAUGUUGUGGCACAUAUCAGAAUUUCUUUCGUUUUUAAGGCUGAGUAUUAUUUCAUUCUAUGGAUAUAAUGCAUUUUGUUUAUCUAUUCAUCUGUUGAUGGACAUUUGGGUUUUUUCUAUCUUUUGGCUGUUGUGAAUAAUGCUACAAUGUACAUUGGCAUACCAAUACUUGUUUGAGUCCUUGCUUUCAAUUUUUUAGAUAUAUCUCCAGAAGUAGAAUUGCUGGAUCAUAGGGCAACUCCGAUUUAAAUUUUUGGGGGAACUGCCCUACUGUUUUCUACAGUGGCUGCAUUGUUUCACUCGGUGGAAGUCUCAGCAAUGCAUGAGAGUUCCAAUUUCUCCAUGUCCUCACUUGUUAUUUUCUGUUUGCUUUUUUUUCUUCUUGUAGCCAUCCUAAUGGGUGUGAAGUGGUAUCUCAUUGCAAUUAGAGUUGGUGUUCAUGUUGCCUGUCACUGAGGGGGAAGGAAAUUAUUAUUAUUCUCAUCUUGAAAUGAUGAGUUGGGAAAUAGUCUUAGAAUCACCAUUAACUAGCUGAUCAGUCAUGUAAUCUGAAGAGACUACAAAUCGCUUAAAGGAAGAACACAGCCCCACUGUUCCCAUAGCCCCAAAGAAAAAAAUGAGUGGAGUGCCCAGGUAGUUACUUGGUUUCAGAGGUUUAAUGGUGACCAGGACUGGCUUUUCAUGUUGCCCCAUCCGCUUACCUGAAUCUAUAGUCAAAGGUUUGUUGGAGAGUAGAUUUAAAACAGUUCUCUCGAAAAAAGAUGAAUUUAUCUUUUGUGCAACUGUUAUUAAUAAUUCUAAGCGAUGGUAUCUUAUUCAUCUUACGUAGUGGAUAAAGCUAGUUUUGUGAUUGAUUUUUUUUUUCCUCUUCACCUUCUACUCUGGAAUUCCUUAGGGGUAGAAAAUGAAAGUCCUUUUUUUUUUUUUUACAAAUUAUUUGCUGAAUCGUUUAUUUAAUGAUUCAGUUGGUAGCCUUUAGUGGAGUGUACUAAAGUCUAAGUAUUUAAUUGUGACCCUCUUUUGUUCUUUACUUGUAUUAAUAAUUGUUUUCAUAAUAUUUAUAUCCUGAAGUAUGCAGAUGCAUUUGGUUCCUGAAAUCCAGUUUUAAAAAUUUGGCCAUUAAAACUAUCAUGUCUUUGUACGUAGCUGUCUUUUUCUCUCUGAUAUUCUCACUAGUUGUAAAAUGAUAUUCUAGCCAACUGGCUUUCAGUGGGAUGGAAUGAGUUUAAUGCUAUGUAAAAACUGGCAACUUUAAAAGAAGCUAUCCAGCUUACUUUGACUGCAUGGUGGUGUGUCUUUUCUUACACUUAAAGCAUUUAGAUCACAGAGAUCAGUCAGUCAGCAGCCUGUUUUGUACUUCUCUGUGGCAUUGGAGGCCAUUUAAAAGCUACAGGAUGACAGCCUUAUUCCCAGCUCAGGCUCUUAAUGUUGGAGGCUAGAUCCCAAAUAAAUGUAUAGCCAUAAAUGCUCUAGAAACAAAUGGAAACAUCACAAUAAGCUAUACUUACACCUCUAAUAGAUAUUUUUCUCUCUCUCUAAACCCGGGCUAUAAAAUGAGCAAUUCACAAAAUAAAAGUGUGCUGGAAUUGCCUCUAAAAGACACUUCUUUAUCAAAAGGCCAUCCUCAAGCCAUUUUACGAAUGCCCUGUGACUCAGAAGUGUCACCUCAAUUAAAGUUAUCCUUGAACUCUUAGGAAUCAAAUAGGCAUGGUUUGGCAAAGUGAAGGCAGAAAGUUGAGGUCUGUAUCACUCAGAAGUUGUAUUUCUGUUUUGUCAUUUAAAAUGAGGAAGGUAGAAAUGCUAAAGAUGGAUUUACUGCCUCAUUUUCUUUUUCUUCUUUUACUUGCUAAGAAUUUUCACCCACCAGUGACUUUAAUAUGUUUUGCUCCAUUUGUUUUGGUAACGUCUGCUCAGUCUGUUCUUUUUAUUUUGAAUUCUUAGUUGGGUUCUCAUUGUCUCUCUCUAUUAGAAGCAGCUUUUCUGGAACUUCUUGGGUAACUUUUCUAGAUUAUUCACAAAGUCGAUAACAAGAGGAGUAGUGAUGUAAAAAGUGUCAAUAUUUUUAGAUCCUAGAGUCGUGCAAAACUGUCCUCUUGAUGCAGUGCUUAGCAUUGUCUAGUUACUACAUUGGAAGAACAAGAUGCCUUGUAUAUUUUACGUGUCUAAUCAUAUAUUCAUCUUGCCUCAAACCCCUUUACUCCCUUUACAUUCAGGCAUUGUUAGAAGCUGAGAAAGUAGACAUACAAUACUGUUGUUUUUUCAAUUCAGAAGAGGCUAAAACAUUAUGAAGCUGGUAACUCUAUGCCCACACAUGGAAGUAAUCUGCCUGAGCAAUACCUGUCACAAUAUCAACAUGCAGUAGAGACUAUUGGGAAGAAGUUACCUGCAACUACAGCAACUCCAGACUCAUCAAAAACAGAAAUGGACAGCAGGACAAAGAGCAAGGAUUACUGCAAAGUAAUAUUUCCAUAUGAGGCACAGAAUGAUGAUGAAUUGACAAUCAAAGAAGGAGAUAUAGUCACUCUCAUCAAUAAGGACUGCAUCGACGUAGGCUGGUGGGAAGGAGAGCUGAACGGCAGACGAGGCGUGUUCCCCGAUAACUUCGUGAAGUUACUUCCACCGGACUUUGAAAAGGAAGGGAAUAGACCCAAGAAGCCACCGCCUCCAUCCGCUCCUGUCAUCAAACAAGGGGCAGGCACCACUGAGAGAAAACAUGAAAUUAAAAAGAUACCUCCUGAAAGACCAGAAAUGCUUCCAAACAGAACAGAAGAAAAAGAAAGACCAGAGAGAGAGCCAAAACUGGAUUUACAGAAGCCCUCCGUUCCUGCCAUACCGCCAAAAAAGCCUCGGCCACCUAAGACCAAUUCUCUCAGCAGACCUGGCGCACUGCCCCCGAGAAGGCCGGAGAGACCGGUGGGUCCGCUGACACACACCAGGGGUGACAGUCCAAAGAUUGACUUGGCCGGCAGUUCGCUAUCUGGCAUCCUGGACAAAGAUCUCUCGGACCGCAGCAAUGACAUUGACUUAGAAGGUUUUGACUCCGUGGUAUCAUCUACUGAGAAACUCAGUCAUCCGACCACAAGCAGACCAAAAGCUACAGGGAGGCGGCCUCCGUCCCAGUCCCUCACAUCUUCAUCCCUUUCAAGCCCUGAUAUCUUCGACUCCCCAAGUCCCGAAGAGGAUAAGGAGGAACACAUUUCACUUGCGCACAGAGGAGUGGACGCGUCAAAGAAAACUUCCAAGACUGUUACCAUAUCCCAAGUGUCUGACAACAAAGCAUCCCUGCCGCCCAAGCCGGGGACCAUGGCAGCAGGUGGCGGUGGGCCAGCCCCUCUGUCCUCAGCGGCGCCCUCCCCCCUGUCAUCCUCUUUGGGAACAGCUGGACACAGAGCCAACUCCCCGUCUCUGUUCGGCACGGAAGGAAAACCAAAGAUGGAGCCUGCGGCCAGCAGCCAGGCGGCCGUGGAGGAGCUAAGGACACAGGUCCGCGAGCUGAGGAGCAUCAUCGAGACCAUGAAGGACCAGCAGAAACGAGAGAUUAAACAGUUAUUGUCUGAGUUGGAUGAAGAGAAGAAAAUCCGGCUUCGGUUGCAGAUGGAAGUGAACGACAUAAAGAAAGCUCUACAAUCAAAAUGAAUACUUGAUCAAUGAAAUGUCACAUUAUUCAUCCUGAGUCCGAGACUCAAAUUUUCUGCCCCAGCCAAAAUAAUCUUGUGCCAAAAGAUUAAAGGUUUGCCUCAAAAUGUCCCUGUUUGAAAGAUUAGCACAAAAGUCUUGAUAGCACAACACAAAUUCCAUCCAAGAGGAGAAUCUUCCCCAGGGUUUAGUCCUGGGGCUGGCACUCGUUGUGACUUACACAGAGCAAAAUUGUGCUAAAGGCUUUUCUACUCUGAGAUCUCAAUGCGAAAUGAAAACUCAGGCAGUUUAGUCCAUAGUGGUACUAUUUUGAUGAUAUUUUCCAUUAAUAAAAUGUAAUUUCAGAUUAUUCGUUUACAAGCUUUAUAAUUUUAUGAUUUUUUAAUCGUGUUUUGUCACAGACUUCCCUAGUGUUUGUACUACACGUAGUCAGAAGCGAGUGUCCUUUUCUUUUGCUUCAGGCUAAGAGCUGCCUCGCUCUUUGUCCCCCCAUUAGGAUUCUAUUACAUAUGCAAUUGUAGGUUCAACCUGUCCCUUUCCCUGCCAGCAAACCCCACCACCCUAAGAGAAAUUUUAGCUUAUAUAUGACGGUAUAUUUACAAAAAGAGAAAGAGAAAAUCUGGUAUUUGCAAUGAUCUGUGCCUUCUUUUUACCACCCUCUUGAUUGGAGCUUUUGUGAUGCAGCUACCAUGAUUCAAAAAAAUUAAAAAUUAAAAAAAAAAAAUCUGCCACUUAUCCAAGUCCACUAGAGGCCACUGUCUUCAAAGCUUCUCUCACCCUAGCCAAAGGUCCUAAGAGGAGACAGCUGUGAAGUUGGGCGUGCUCUGUGGUACCAGCUGUGACUUUUCUAUUUCUCCUAGUUUUAGGUUGUUCAUGAAACUAGAAAUGUCAUCCUGCUUGAUUUUUCAUCAGCCAAGUUAAACCCCUGCUUUCUGUCCUUUGCACCUUUUGCGUGAACAGAAUAUGCAUUAUUAAAGCAAAAAUAAAUAAAAGUAAAAUGCAAAUGAAAACAAGGGAGGGAAAGUUGUAUUAUUUCCUGCACUGGGUUACCCGUGUGUGUUAUCGUUUAAACUGUAUUCACAUAAUGUCAUUUGCCUUGCUCACUUGUAACCCCUUCCUCAGGUCCAAGAGAAUGGGAGGAGGGUCAUGUUGAAGUGUAGCCACUGGAACUUUCUUGCAUUUAUGGAGUUGCUUUUUCUUUCCCAAGGAAACUGAUGUUUGCCUGUCCGCUUUAUCUUUGUAGUACAUGAACAGUUCAGCCUUAGACUAUGUAACUGUUUUCUCAUCCUUAGCUGAAAAUGAGGGGCCUACUGUAUUGCGAGACUGUUCAGGGGUAGGGGUGGAGGGGGUGGUCCCUUAAUGGCCCCUGAAGAUGUUGGAUGUGUUUCUCAAAAGCUGCUUUGUCUCUUUCCUGAGUUUAAUAGUGAAACUACUAAACAUUAAUAGAUUUGCACAGCCACAAAGAAUGAGAGUUGAUAAUACCGAAGAAGUGAUGCAAAAACAAAAAAUCACAUUACUGAUCAUUGAUAGUAUUACAAAUAAAUGUCUCUUCCUUUCUCUUCCUCCCUUCCUCCCCCUGCCUUCCUCUUAACCUAUGUGCUCAUCCUUGCUACUUGAGGCUGUUAUUUCCCUCCGAGUAUUUAAGGAGCCCAAACACCUUGGUCUUCCUGGGUGGGGGCAUAAUUAAGGGAAGGGAGUGUAUAAGGAAGGAAACCUCAUACCCUCCAUUCCCAUCCCUGGAUAUAUUGCCUUUUCAGCAGCCUCGGGUUCAGUGUGCUUGGGGUCAGGAGUGCCAGGUUCCCAAGAGCAGCGUAAAACAUCCCUGUACCCCUUGACAGUUAUAAGCAUUUCUGCGUUAAACUUGAAGAUUCCAGAGAUUCCCCACGACCUAAUGAUCUAAGAAUGCAGAUUGGAUUCUUUGAUGUUCAAAUUUCUCAUUUACUUAUGAAAAUCCCUAAUUAUAUAGUUUUAUAUAAUGUGUAUACAGAGUAGGAUUGUUGAUGAAAUUGAGCGGUUGGAACACCCUCAUGGAACACUGGCAACAUGGAAUGUAGAGAGCUGAUGUCUUCCCCCUCAUAGAGGCCAUUGGCUUCCUUUGUAUAAGGAGAGGGAGAAGUGAUUCUGGAAGGAGAAGUUGGUAUGUCUAGCUUCAUUGCGGCCCCUCGGGCUACCCAGCAAGAGGAUUCUGCAUCAAGGAACUGGACGAGCCGCUACCCAAACUGCCACCAUCUUUACUCUUUACAAAAUGGACCCAUCGAGAAUGUUGAAAAGCUUGGAAGUAUCACUUUUGAAAAAAAAAAAAAUUAUUUUGCAUUCAGCAUGGACUCGACCAGGCAUCUAUGGAGAUUAUUUUUUUGCUUCAUUUUAUAAAGUUGUAUUUAGAAAAGUCUUAAGUAUUGUGCUUUGUAAAGAAGAUGAUUAAAAUGAAAUUUUGUGAGAA